Molecule: messenger RNA, 168 nt
Organism: Parastagonospora nodorum SN15
Lineage: Eukaryota; Fungi; Ascomycota; Dothideomycetes; Pleosporales; Phaeosphaeriaceae
Exons: 2
Coding region: 1-168 (55 amino acids)
Source: RefSeq, a predicted model, not a curated record
AUGGCUCGGGUGCCUGUGGCGUCUUAUGAGUCGUGGGGCUCGCUACCAGAUAUUCCAGUGUUCUCGAAGACGCUGGCUGCGGAGGCAAAGAUGGCCGAGCGCAUCAUCCAUGGAGCCGUCGUGGAUGCCGUGGGUUUCGCACGAGCUGAGGCAGGCGAGCCGGUCUAG